AUGGCCGACACUCCCGUUACUCUGCGGACUCGCAAGUUCAUCCGCAACCCUCUGCUUGCCCGUAAGCAGAUGGUCGUGGACGUCCUCCACCCCAACCGCCCCAACGUCUCCAAGGAUGAGCUCCGCGAGAAGUUGGCCGACCUGUACAAGUCCAACAAGGACCAGGUCUCCGUCUUCGGUUUCCGCACACAGUACGGUGGUGGCAAGUCCACCGGCUUCGCUCUCGUCUACGACUCCGCCGAGGCCCUGAAGAAGUUCGAGCCCCACUACCGUCUCGUCCGUAUCGGUGCCGCCGACAAGAUCGAGAAGGCUUCCCGCCAGCAGCGCAAGCAACGGAAGAACCGCUCCAAGAAGUUCCGCGGUACUGCCAAGACCAAGGGCCCCAAGAAGUCCAAGGACUAA
Molecule: messenger RNA, 402 nt
Organism: Penicillium atrosanguineum
Lineage: Eukaryota; Fungi; Ascomycota; Eurotiomycetes; Eurotiales; Aspergillaceae
Product: 40S ribosomal protein eS24
Exons: 3
Coding region: 1-402 (133 amino acids)
Biological process (GO): translation
Cellular component (GO): ribosome
Molecular function (GO): structural constituent of ribosome
Source: RefSeq, a predicted model, not a curated record